Messenger RNA from Hemibagrus wyckioides, 4191 nucleotides. It is a transcript of the gene homer1, whose product is annotated as homer protein homolog 1. Gene Ontology annotation, biological process: regulation of store-operated calcium entry; G protein-coupled glutamate receptor signaling pathway. Gene Ontology annotation, cellular component: plasma membrane; postsynaptic density; dendrite. The record is from RefSeq and is a predicted model, not a curated record. Gene Ontology annotation, molecular function: G protein-coupled glutamate receptor binding. The coding region runs from base 584 to 1657 and encodes 357 amino acids. NCBI's taxonomy places the organism in Eukaryota, Metazoa, Chordata, Actinopteri, Siluriformes, Bagridae. The transcript has 9 exons.
AAUAUGCGCUGCUUGGGGAUUUUUUUUUUCCACCGGAGAGCUGUAACCAGGCAACGGGGCGAACACAGGGCACCUCGAAAAUCGUGUAAAUGGAUGAAUGAGCACCCGAGGUACAUGUAUUUUUCCUCGGCCAGGAUGGACUGCGUGUAAUAAGAGUGUGGAUGUGGACACUGGUCAUAUUUUUUGGAGAUAAAGAGGAGUAAAAAAACCCGAAGCAAGCGUCGCGCGCGCGGACAUAAAAGCUGCUGCCCGGCCUUAUCUUAAUCUGAUUUUAUUGCUGGAGGAGAACAUUUUUUAUAUUAGUAAUAGUAGUGUUAUAAUUAACGUGUUUUUUUAAUAGAAAGAGAGGGAGGGAGGGAGAGAUUGUGUGCUGGCUGAGAGUGGUGAGAAUGCACAUUGCGAAAGAGAGCUCGCUUUCUCUCGCCAUCAUGCCCUCACACGUCUGUACGGAUUAGCGGUGAAGAUAAAAAAGCCUCACGGAGUUUUUGCGGUGCUUUGCGUGGCAUGUCGGAGUGAGAGACACGCAAACGGACAGCCGACAAACUACAACAAACCAGCUGCUUCCAGAGCUCAGUCUGACAAAAUGGGAGAGCAGCCCAUCUUCAGCACCAGAGCCCACGUCUUCCAGAUCGACCCCAACACCAAAAAGAACUGGGUUCCUACCAGCAAGCACGCCGUCACCGUGUCCUACUUCUACGACAGCACUCGCAACGUGUAUCGCAUCAUCAGUCUGGACGGAUCUAAGGCCAUCAUCAACAGCACCAUCACCCCCAACAUGACCUUCACUAAGACCUCACAGAAAUUUGGCCAGUGGGCGGACAGCAGAGCCAACACCGUCUACGGCCUGGGCUUCUCGUCCGAGGGCCACCUGAGCAAAUUUGCGGAAAAAUUCACAGAGUUUAAGGAAGCUGCACGGUUAGCAAAGGAGAAAUCUCAGGAGAAGAUGGAGCUGACCAGCACGCCCUCACAGGAAUCAGCUACAGGUGACCUGCAGUCACCGCUGACCCCCGAGAGCAUCAACGGGACGGACGACGAGCGGAUCCCGCCCGACCCCUCUCAGAACUCGGAGCCUCGAGCCGAGACGAACGCGGUGCCGUUCCCACACAGCACCUCGACUAACAUGACUAAGCACUGGGAGGCCGAGCUGGCGGCGCUGAAGAGCAACAACGCCAAGCUAACGGCAGCCCUGCUGGAGUCUACGGCCAACGUUAAACAGUGGAAACAGCAGCUAGCUGCUUAUCAAGAGGAGGCAGAGAGACUGCACAAAAGGGUGACAGAACUGGAGUGUGUCAGUGGCCAGACAACAGGGAUCAAAAACCAGAAAACAGAGCUGAACCAGACGAUAGAGGAGCUGGAAGCAGCGCUGAAGGCCAAGGAGGAGGAGCUGGAACGACUUAAAGCAGAGGUUGAGAAAGCUAACGAGUUGCAGUUGCAGAAAGACACGGCCACUCAGAAACUACAGGAAACAGAGACAAGGACAGCAGAACUGGAAGCUCAGCUCGGCGAGCUGGAGAAGCGUGUGGAAAGCAGUCAAACCGAACAGGAGACUUUUCGCAAAAACCUGCGCUCACUGCUGGAGCUACUGGACGGCAAGAUCUUCGAGCUGACCGAGCUGAGGGACAACCUGGCCAAGCUGAUCGAUGGAGGAAGCAGCUAGAGUCUGCAGGAGCACACUGCCCUCUGGUGGAGGAGAUACACACUUACACACACACACACACACACACACUCUCUCUCUCUCUUUCUCUAUCUCUCUCUCUCUCAGACACAUGUACACUCUCUCUCUCUAUCUCUUUCUCUCUCUCACACUCACUCACUCACACACACUCUCUUACUCUCUCACACACACUAUCUCUCUCUCUCUCUCCCUCUCCCUCUUGCUCGCUCAAAUACACAGACUCACUCUCUCUCUCUCUCUCUCUCUCUCUUUCACACACACACACACACACACAUUCAUACCAGCACAGCAAACUUCAUUAAACAUGCAUGCAAACGGACAGAUGGAUUAAAAAUAUACAUGUUCUCACACAGGUGCACUUCCACAAACUGGUGCCUGCAGACACACACACACACACACACACACACACAACACACACAUUACGGAGGUUUUAACCUGAUUUUUGGGGAUUUUUUUCCUGAUUUUUAUGGACUUUAAACAUACAAAAAGGGCAUCUCGGAUUUUUUUGUACCAUCACACUGGGGAGCUUUUCACACGGAGACAGCCGUCACUGUGUCUCUGAACCGAGUCUUUACAGUUUACCGAAAGAUUUCAACUCCAUGUUGUCUGUGUUUCACGGCAGUUUUUAUGUUUUAUGCUUUACGACUAGAGCCAUUCAUCUGAGAAUGAAGAGCAUCAGAGGUCAAAAACAAAACGAAACUAAGUAGAAAAUAUUUAAACACAGAUACAGCUACCACAUUUGGUGGAUAUUAUCUUGUCUGUUAUGGAUAUUUUGAUGAUUUUGUAUUUACUGUAUAUCGUCCAUACCGUUGUGAACAGUGGGAUGAUGAGGGAUGGUUAAAUUAUAGCGAAGGAGCAGCGAGUCAGAAAUACACUAUAUUGCCAAAAAUAUUCGCUCACCUGCCUUGACUCGCAUAUGAACUUAAGUGACAUCCCAUUCCUAAUCCAUAGGGUUCAAUAUGACGUCGGUCCACCCUUUGCAGCUAUAACAGCUUCAACUCUUCUGGGAAGGCUGUCCACAAGGUUUAGGAGUGUGUUUAUGGGAAUUUUUGACCAUUCUUCCAGAAGCGCAUUUGUGAGGUCACACACUGAUGUUGGACGAGAAGGCCUGGCUCUCAGUCUCCGCUCUAAUUCAUCCCAAAGGUGUUCUAUCGGGUUGAGGUCAGGACUCAAGUCAAGUUCAUCCACACCAGACUCUGUCAUCCAUGUCUUUAUGGACCUUGCUUUGGUCACUGGUGCACAGUCAUGUUGGAAGAGGAAGGGGCCAGCUCCAAACUGUUCCCACAAAGUUGGGAGCAUGGAAUUGUCCAAAAUGUCUUGGUAUGCUGAAGCAUUCAGAGUUCCUUUCACUGGAACUAAGGGGCCAAGCCCAGCUCCUGAAAACAACCCCACACCAUAAUCCCCCCUCCACCAAACUUUACACUUGGCACAAUGCAGUCAGACAAGUACCGUUCUCCUGGCAACCGCCAAACCCAGACUCGUCCAUCAGAUUGCCAGAUGGAGAAGCGCGAUUCGUCACUCCAGAGAACGCGUCUCCACUGCUCUAGAGUCCAGUGGCGGCGUGCUUUACACCACUGCAUCCGACGCUUUGCAUUGCACUUGGUGAUGUAUGGCUUGGAUGCAGCUGCUCGGCCAUGGAAACCCAUUCCAUGAAGCUCUCUGCGCACUGUUCUUGAGCUAAUCUGAAGGCCACAUGAAGUUUGGAGGUCUGUAGCGAUUGACUCUGCAGAAAGUUGGCGACCUCUUUGCACUAUGCGCCUCAGCAUCCGCUGACCCCGCUCCGUCAGUUUACGUGGCCUACCACUUCGUGGCUGAGUUUCUGUCGUUCCCAAACACUUCCACGUUCUUAUAAUACAGCUGACAGUUGACUGUGGAAUAUUUAGGAGCGAGGAAAUUUCACGACUGGAUUUGUUGCACAGGUGGCAUCCUAUCACAGUUCCACGCUGGAAUUCACUGAGCUCCUGAGAGCGACCCAUUCUUUCACAAAUGUUUGUAAAAACAGUCUGCAUGCCUAGGUGCUUGAUUUUAUACACCUGUGGCCAUGGAAGUGAUUGGAACACCUGAUUCUGAUUAUUUGGAUGGGUGAGCGAAUACUUUUGGCAAUAUAGUGUAUCUAGGAAAGCGUUAAGAACAGAGUUAUUCAAGGCAGCGCCGAUAUCGAUGAGGAGCAGAGACAUGUCAUAUACAUCAGUGUUAAUCUUCGUAAGAUCAUCACUUAUAACUCCAUGCAUUUAUUAUUAUUUUUUAAAUACAAAUUUCUUUGAGUAACCAAACAACCUUCUUAACAAAUGUAAGCUGAUGUUCCACUGCUCUCCUUUCUAAAUGUAGAGUGCUUGAGCUUUCUAGUGUUAUAACUCAAUAAUGGGACCUACAACAAGUGCUAAUAGAGGCCCAUUGGGGAGGGAAUCACGCUGCCCCAUGCUCAUAAACAGCAGCAUUGAUUGGGAUCAUUUUAAAUACUCUUGAACUAAAAGAGUGGGGGGGGUUAAACAAGGUUACUCAAAAAAUUCACUAGA